Messenger RNA from Nothobranchius furzeri (turquoise killifish), 1627 nucleotides. Its product is annotated as basement membrane-specific heparan sulfate proteoglycan core protein. Gene Ontology annotation, biological process: dendrite self-avoidance; axon guidance; homophilic cell-cell adhesion. Gene Ontology annotation, cellular component: axon; plasma membrane. The record is from RefSeq and is a predicted model, not a curated record. Gene Ontology annotation, molecular function: cell-cell adhesion mediator activity. NCBI's taxonomy places the organism in Eukaryota, Metazoa, Chordata, Actinopteri, Cyprinodontiformes, Nothobranchiidae.
AGAAAAUAUUUGGUUUGGGUUCAGGACAGAUGAAGGGUUAAAGGUAGAAACUGAUAAGAGACACAGAAAGACAGCGAGAGAGCAGAGCUGGGACAGUGAGACCAUUCAUCAUGGAUUUGUCUCCCGGCGUUCUGAUCCUGUGCUCCCUCAUUUGUUCAGUUGCAGGCCAGGUUCCGGCUGUCUCCAUAGAGCCUCGCGUUGCUGCCGUUCGCCAAGGAGAGUCCGUCAGCUUCAGGUGCCAGGUGACCAACGGUGGACAGCGAGUCCAACUGGAGUGGAGGAGAGCCAAUAAUCAACCACUGCUGGACAAUGUGAAGAUUGGUCCUGAUGGGUCCGUGCUGACGGUUGCGAACGCGCAACCCGGAAACCAGGGCCAGUAUCGCUGUACAGCUGUCAGUUCUGCUGGAAGCAACUCAGCUAAUGUUAUGCUGAAUGUCAAAUAUUCGCCGAAAAUACAGCUGACGCCAGCAGGACCCCUGCAGGUCAGAGUGGGCGACCCUGUGUCGGUGGAAUGCCGCGCCACCGGUAGGCCGCGACCCACAGUUGCCUGGCAACGCCAAGGCUCCACUCUCCAGCUGGUUACUGAGGAGACCAAUGAUGUCAACACUCUAAAGUGGGCGGCGAUUCGUCCGGAGGACUCAGGAGUUUACAUCUGCCAGGCCGGAAACAACGUGGGGGUGUCGGAAGCCAAAGUUGAGAUCAUAGUGGGAAGGCUGCUCGGAGCACCAGUGGCUUCGGUGAACACUGCUGAAAUGACAGUGACUGAGGGACAAUCUGUAACAAUGGAGUGUCAGGCCAGCGGCUUCCCUGCUCCUGAGAUCAGCUGGUCCAAGCUACGAGCACCGCUGCCCUGGAAGCACUCAGUAGCUGACGGUGUCCUGACGCUGACCGACGUGGGACGCCAAGACUCAGGACAGUACAUCUGCAACGCAACCAAUAUCCAUGGCUACAGCGAGGCGUACACACAGAUGGAGGUGGAGACUCCUCCAUAUGCCACCUGCCUACCUGACCAGGUGAGGCUCCGCCCUGGUGAUGCCCUGGUCGUGCAGUGCCUCGCCCACGGCUCGCACCCCAUCAGUUUCACGUGGACUCGGGUGGGCAGGGCCAGCCUACCUGCGGGAGCAGAAGCCACUAUGGAGGGAAAGUUGCUGAUAGCCCGCGUAAAGCAGAGCGACGGCGGAGCGUACAAAUGCGUCGCAACCAAUCACAUCGGCUCUAGUGAGGCUCUGGCAAAAGUCAUCAUCAAAGCUUGAAGCACCAUGAUCAUGGCCAAAAAAGAUUCUACGAGAGCAAUGACAUUUAAUAAACAUGUGUGGUUUUAUUGUGAAUAUCAGGCUCAGUGCUGUAAAGGGAAUCAAUGAUUUUUUCUUAAUUUACAGCAAAAAGGAAAGCGUUCUCUUCCACACAGUCAAAAUCAUUAAGCAUGACACAAAGCAAAGAAGAAUCUAAUUUGAUAAUGAAGCUGUUGUCAAAACUAAAGGUAAAUCAGUAUGUUUAAAUUGAAGUUAAAUAUUUUUUAAUGCUUUUAUUGAAGAGAUUUAAUCAUUUAUCAAGAAAAAGAAGCUAUAGUCAUCUGCUGUGGAUCAAAUUGAUUGUUUCACCACUUGAAUAAAAAUAUUUAAUGACA